Caenorhabditis briggsae is the source of this 1782-nucleotide messenger RNA. The transcript has 9 exons. Lineage: Eukaryota; Metazoa; Nematoda; Chromadorea; Rhabditida; Rhabditidae. The record is from RefSeq and is a predicted model, not a curated record. Bases 1 to 1782 code for a protein of 593 amino acids.
AUGAUACCUUCGCGAUCCGACAGCGACGACGAUAAAUACGUUCCAGCUGGACUAUUAAACAGUGCAGAUAAUACGCUCGGAAGAAGUGCCGUAAAGGCCAAUGAGAUCUGCGAGUUUUACCAUCUCAACAAGCCUGUAACAGCUAAAGAUGAAAAGAUUCCGAAAGAAACAAAUGGCUUUGUCGAUUUGUCAGGAGAAAUUAAAGCAGAGCUUCCACCAAAGCCAGCUUCCAUCCCGUCAUCUCUCCCAAAGCCACCGCUUCCUACAGCUCGCCGGGUGUUAACUAUUCAACCGGGAACUCAGGCACCAAUGCUACCCACUGAUGAACCCAGAACGCAAGCACCUCCACCGAGAGCUUACGCUCCACGAGCCAUUCAAGUGCCACAGAACAUGUAUCGAUCAAUGCUUGGUCCAGUACCUCCUCCAGCUAUGCUCCCAGUCGGAAGCCCAAUGUAUCCUCAACAGCGGCCAAUUCCAUAUCAUCCGACAUAUAUGCCAGUAAAAAUGCCCCCAUCAACUAUUCUCUCCCAACAAGCAAUAAUCAAUGCAAGCAUAUACGGUAAUCCUUACAUGACUCCUAUCUCCUCACCAAUGAGCGCUAUGAGUUCAAUGUAUUCUCCGGGAAUGGUGAUGGCCCCCAAUUUACUACCAUUCAUGCAUCAUCCUAACUCGAUUCAAGCUCUCCAUUCGCCACCACACAAACCAGAAUUAGAACCAAUUAUGCCACUACCGGAAAUCAAGCCAAAAAUUUCACCAGAAACAAAAAAACGUUUGAGAGAAGAAGCUGCUGCGAAACUCAAAGCUGAAAGAAAUGCUCGGAAAGCGUUGCUGAAGGCACAAAAACUUGCAGAAAAGGCCAAGAAUACUGCUACGAAGAAAAAGAAAGAGACUGUGAUUGCCGAAUCUGGUUUAAGAAAGUUCGGAACCUUCUCGAAAGAUAUGUUUGUAAUUCGUCUCAAAGAUGUUGAUUCAUUCAGUCGUAAUAACGAAAUUUGGAGAAUCGAUAAUCAUGUAAUGAUUCAAAAAUUCUGUGGUGUUCCUUCAAUUCGAGCACCAGCAAGACAAUUCCAAUCAACAAACAGAUUGGCAGGAUACGAUGCUCGUGCUACGUGGCGCAUGUUCAUAAUCAAUCCCGAUGAUGUAGAAAUCGAAAAGUACGGAUCUGAGGUCACCAUCCACAAAUUCCCCGAGAUUACGGUACUUCGCGAAGCAAAACAGUUGGCUGAAAUGAAGGAUACAGCAUUUAAUAAAAUCGAGAAAAGCGAAUAUGAGGAGAAGAUGCAUGCGCUGAAAGUGAAACAGUAUAAUAAAGUCAAAGAAAGACUCAGGAAGAGACUUGAGCGGAAACAGAAGAAAAUGAUAAUGAAGAAGAUGCAUCAGAAAACUUCUUCAAAUCGUUCAAACCAAUUCAUUGAUGAUUCUUCUGUAUCGAAAAGUUAUUACGGACACUCAUCCAAUUAUUUGACUAACGAUGAAUAUGUGUGCCGAGAUGUUUUGAAUGGUUUGUUGGAUGCAUUGGAUGACGAAGAAUAUGAUCUGGAAGGUAGUAUAAUGUCCACUGAUGAAGGUAGCUGUUUGAGUGAUGAAGAGGAGGAUGGUGAAGACAGUGAGGAUACAGAGGAAGAAAACGAGGAUGAUGCAGAUGCUGGAAGUUUGAUUUCAAUGGACAGCUACUCAGAUGGUUUCGAGGAUUUUGUGGAAUACGUGGAUCCCAGCAACUCUUUCCCCGUAUACGAAGAAGGAGAACUACCGCCCGUUGCAUUUGAAGUGGUCAUCGACUGA